AUGCUAACUGCACUUGGUCGCACUACCAUACUGCCAGUAACUCCCAAGAAAGUGUGUACGGUGAUGCGGGUUAUUCAGGAUUCUGAGGAUGAGCUUGAUGAGGAUGUUGAGAGCCCAGUUGGGUCACCUCCGACAAAAGACGCGUCUUUUGAGCCCACCAGCACUUCUCUAACGCCUUGCGAACCGGGCACAGUCUCUACAGGAUAUUUGAAUAGGACCAUAGAAGCAUCCAACCUUGCUCGCUUCCAGUCAGAGCCUAUGCUAUCGAUAGGAUCCGGAGAGCCUUUCAAGAAUGGUCCUGUUUCACCCAGGAUAGCACCGGAGCAUCGAAGUAAGAGAAGGAAGACUACGAUGAAUGCUUCUCCAAGCAAGUCGCUUGGUAGUGACUCAGAGAGGAAAAAGCCGUUAAAGCUGUAUGGCAGGUCGAAGUCUGCACUCAACAGCUCGUUUCACGAAAGAAGUCAAAAUUGGCACCCAUUAAACAACGUUGAGAUGCCUACCGAUGGGUCACUUCCUCUCAUAUCAAGUGCAGCAGAAGAAAGUCAAUUUUGUUUGGGGAAGGCUGUUGAAGUUUUAGAAUACCCGAGGAAUAACGCCGACCCGAACGGUACUCAGUGUGGGAUCGAAGGCACAAUUCGUGCGAACCACGAGGCACAUGAUCCGAUGACAUUGUUUCCUGAGACCUCAAGCACCAUUCCAAAUGCUACAUUCACUCAACAACGGCUGCUAGACGAAGUCAUAUCUCCAGCUUUCCUCGGACUUAACCCAGAAGUGGAUAUGAUUCCAUACGAACCUGGGAAGUCUUCUAUUCCGUGGUCGGACUAUUUGAAGACGCCCUUACUGACGCCAGGAGAGGGAGAUACAGAAGGGGAUUCCGACCCUGACCACACACAAAACCUUCCUCAGAGCAGUUUCCAGCCUCAUAACGAUCAUCAGCCUCAUUCUAGAGAUGCCGAUAUGAAAAAGGUCCCGCAAGGGCUCCAGUCAACAAACGCUUCUCUUUGUAGCAGGCGGAAUUCAUCUGUUCAAAUGAAGGCAAGUCCUUUGAGAAAUGCAAUUAUUCAAGAAACCAGGUCAUCUCAUGUAAUCUUCGACCACAACGCCAAUUGUGGGUCCCCGGCACCUUAUAUUGCGGUAGAGAGGGCAGCUCUCACCAACCCUUCCAAAGCAGAGCAGAACCCUGGCUGGAUGCCUAAGUCCAAGGAUGACCUUCUCACCGUUGGUCUUCCAGAAGAGAAAUACAAGGCUCGACCUACUCGGUCGAUAUCAUUAACACCCGGGAUAGAAGAGCCAAUUAACUACUCUAUUCUACCAGAAAAGGGGGCUAUGAAGGGGGCCAAGCGAAGUAAGACUUUCGGUGAAGUACACAUCCCUGCGGAUGAUUUAACCCCUCGACAAGUCCAGGAGAUUUGCGAGAUAGGGUUCACACCGUCAACAAUUGAAAUGGAUCUCAAGGAGAACGGGAGCGACGUCCAUCGAACCUUAGACAGGCUAGUCACGAAUGAAGAUGCUUAUGAUGAGGAUGAGUUAGCCCUUCCAAGGUCCUCAAAAGCCGUAGCCAGGGCGCAAAAGAGCAAUUCGAAGGCGAUGGAACGGGUUAUCGGGGCUGAACUUACCGUGGACGAAGUACUUCCUUUACAGAGAAGAGGUAGAAGAGUCUCCUUCAGUAUGACGGCACCUCUAGAACUAGAUCACGAUAAGGUUCCUAAAGAGGUUAUUACGGUCGAUGAAAUGUUCCACGAAAAUUCAGAUAUACUCGCUACUAGCAGUCUGAAGAUCACAACAUCUAACGCGAAAUCGACGAAGCCCAACAUGUCACGAAGCACUGACCUGCUACACGAUCAUCAAGGUCAGAAAGCCGAAUGCAGAAAGAUUGCUCCAGAUCAGCCUGGAUCCGCCCUUGAAGAGCAUAAGAAGCUUCUGUCUGAACCGGUGAAAGCGAAAAAACGAGGUCGCGGUCGCCCUCGGAAAGAAAAGGUUGUAUCAGAGGAAGCCAUUGGACAAGAGGAGAACGUGGAGGGGCCUCAGGAUGGGCUAAUCGAAAGGGACACAAAGAUUCCAUCUAAUAGGCCCGCUACAAGGGACCUUCCUAAAUUAGAUGAAGGCGAAGGACGGACAGAAACCAUGUCAAUGUCAAUCCCAAGGCUGCCUGCUUGUACCCCUUCGCCAAAGACAUCUACUCCUGCUCUGCCUGUACCUUCGCGAACUCCAGAACAGCAAUCGAAGCAAGCCAGCACCGCCCAUUCACCUCUCAGCAAAGGGAAGGUGCCCUAUCGGGUGGGCUUGAGCAGGCGAGUCAGGGUCGCACCACUGCUCAGGGUCGUGAAGAAAUGAUGGCUCCCAAAUGUGGAAGUGUUCGGGAACGUUUUGGUUCGGCUUCCUUGCCGCGUUGUUCAUGACACACUCUCCUAUGAUUCUAUGAGG
Lindgomyces ingoldianus is the source of this 2424-nucleotide messenger RNA. RefSeq lists its product as uncharacterized. Gene Ontology annotation, biological process: regulation of DNA-templated transcription. The transcript has 3 exons. The record is from RefSeq and is a predicted model, not a curated record. Lineage: Eukaryota; Fungi; Ascomycota; Dothideomycetes; Pleosporales; Lindgomycetaceae. Bases 1 to 2334 code for a protein of 777 amino acids.